CUGAUUAUAGUAUCAAUAAAACAUAUUUAAUGAAUAAAUCAGUCAACAUAUUUUUUAGUAAUCUUGCUGUUGUGAUGUGGAUACUAAGAGAAUAUUGGUGUAAUUGAUUGAAAAGUCUAUGCAAAAUAUAAUCUGCCAAUAUUCCUCCGAUCAACUUACCGUCAAGUGAAUAUCAAAUAUGAAUGUUUAUAGACUGUGGACAAGUUUGUUACUGUUUUUCAUGUCUUUUCCCAUGUUGACAUAUUGUUACAGUGGUGCGGAUGUGAGUGCACUGUUAACUCAUUUAUUCACUACUGAAGGUUACAAUAAAAAAGUGCGGCCUCUGAAAGACCAAACAACUGCAAUAGAAAUUAGAGUGGACUAUUUCCUUAACUCUGUUAUCGAUUUCGAUGAACAAGAAGAAAGUUUGAAAAUAUCUGGCUUUUUAAGUUGUGCAUGGGUCGACGAGUAUUUGAAAUGGGACAAUGCUUCAUUUUCAAACAUCUAUGAGUUAUUCAUUCCACAGGAUGAUAUUUGGAAGCCGGACAUAUCUCUCAGGAACACAUUUAAAUCAUUUACUGGGCUUGGUGCAAGUUACCUCAAUGUCUACGUUACAUCUAAUGGGGUUGUUGAAUGGAACCCAUACCAGGUUCUGGAAUCAACUUGUUCGGUGGACAUUACAUUUUUUCCAUUUGACACACAGAUAUGUGAGUUGAAGUUCACAGCAUGGAGUUAUACACAAUCUCAUGUCGAUCUGGAUGUGGGAAGCAAAGGUGUACAACUUGAAGAGUAUGUAGAAAAUUCCGAAUGGGAAUUAGUUCAAACAUCAGCAAGAGAGACCAAUACGGAUGAAGCAGCUGUAUUCUUUACGUUAAAAUUAAAAAGGCGACCAAACUUUUACGUGUUGAAUAUUAUCGUACCAGUUAUUUUUCUCUCCCUCCUGGACAUAUUUGUGUUCGUUCUGCCUGUGUCGUCUGGAGAAAGAGCAAGCUAUGCGAUCACAGUUUUCUUGUCAAUGGCCGUUUUCUUAACAAUAAUAGCAGCAGCAUUGCCACAAAAUUCUGAGACAACGUCCUUGUUGUCUGUAUAUCUAAUGCUUAUGAUAAGUUUGAGUACUUUUAUUGUUAUUUUAAGCAUUGCAGAAUUGAGACUUGCAACUCGAGACGUCAAUAUUCAACCUAUAGGCAAAUGCUUUAUGUUUUUCAUUAAAUGUUCAAAUGUAAUCACAUGUAAGGUCUGUAGAAAGUCAGUGGCUCCAACGAGGGGGCAACUAAGUUCGAAAGUAAAGAAGCGCAAUUCUUCGGACGGUUAG
Molecule: messenger RNA, 1291 nt
Organism: Ruditapes philippinarum (Manila clam)
Lineage: Eukaryota; Metazoa; Mollusca; Bivalvia; Venerida; Veneridae
Product: acetylcholine receptor subunit delta-like
Exons: 4
Coding region: 179-1291 (370 amino acids)
Biological process (GO): monoatomic ion transmembrane transport; chemical synaptic transmission; nervous system process
Cellular component (GO): synapse; membrane; neuron projection
Molecular function (GO): neurotransmitter receptor activity; transmembrane signaling receptor activity; extracellular ligand-gated monoatomic ion channel activity
Source: RefSeq, a predicted model, not a curated record